This is a messenger RNA of Drosophila biarmipes, 1376 nucleotides long. It is a transcript of the gene Gr39b, whose product is annotated as putative gustatory receptor 39b. Gene Ontology annotation, biological process: sensory perception of taste. The coding region runs from base 224 to 1330 and encodes 368 amino acids. Gene Ontology annotation, cellular component: axon; membrane; neuronal cell body. The transcript has 3 exons. Lineage: Eukaryota; Metazoa; Arthropoda; Insecta; Diptera; Drosophilidae. The record is from RefSeq and is a predicted model, not a curated record.
CCCCGACGCCUACUUUGGUAAUCCACAAAAAUAAUCCCCCAACUGGGAAGCGUAUAAAUAACUUUAAUUACUUAAAUGUUUUCGAAACUUCAGCAAGAUAACAAUUGAGAAGCCAAUUAAUCUGAUCAAUUAGCAAAUGGUUUGUUGAAAUGCCAAUCAAUAGUAGAACCACUAUACCGGUCAGAGCUUAAUAUUCUAAAUAGUUUUGUUCGAACCUCACGGCAUGCUGUAUUCCCUACAACCGUACCUCAAGUACUUCGCCUUGCUGGGCCUUGUGCCCUGGUCGGAGAGCUCCCACCCUCAGGUCAUGCAGAAAGUGUACUCGGUUUGCCUUAUUGCAUUUAAUAUUGCAAGCUCCGUGAUUUACAUUUAUUUCCCACCGACUUCGGAACCGUUCCUCUCUCUGAUGGUCAACAUAAUAGUUUUUGCAGCUAAGAUUGUGUGCGUCACUGUCAUCUUGCUGCAGAUGAUGGUUAACUACGCAGAUUACUAUGUGUUCUGCAUGGAAAUUAAGUGCCUGGGACUGAGACUUCAGGGCGAACUUAGGAUGAGUGUGGGGGGGUUAAGCUGGAAGACCUAUGCCAAAGUUAUAGGACUGGGCUUAAGCUUUUUGAUGACCAUAAUGCCCUCGAUCUAUGUUGAUCUGACCUUAGGCAUCCUCUACUUUUGGCCCUCGCUGCUACCUAUCCUUAUCAUCAGGAUGCAAUGUGCUCUGAUGCUGCUCUACGUAGAUCUGUUGGGUCACCACGUAUGUCUUCUGGGCCGUCGGCUCAAAAACGUACUCGACUGUCACCUCUUGGGCGCCAAUUGCAUUCUGGAUGGCGACUGCGGUCAGCUUUGCUCGCUGGAGUUUCUGUUGGCACUUAAGCGGAGUCACAUGGACCUGUAUCAUCUUUUCACGCACUUCAACAACCUCUUUGGCUGGUCCAUACUCAGCAUCUACGUGGUUCUGUUUACAGACAGCACGGUCAACAUUUACUGGACCCAGCAGGUUCUGGCUGAGAUCUACGACUACGGAUUUCUCUAUGCAACAUUUGCAGUGUUUGUGCCGUCACUAGUCAUUAUUUUCGUGCUCUGUCGAUGCGGAGAGUUUUGCAAAAGAAAGAAUGAGCUGAUUGGCAGCUAUUUGAGGAGCUUGUCCUGUCAUCCUUCGCCAGCAAGGGAACCGGCGUAUUAUGAACUGCUUUCAGAGUUUAUCAUGCAAGUGGAACACAAUUCGCUGGCCAUCAAUGCCGAGGGCUUUAUGGAGACCGAUAACUCGCUCCUUAUGUCGUUACUGGCUGCGAAAGUUACCUAUUUAAUCGUGCUCAUGCAGUUCAGUUCGGUGUAGUUACCUUAAAACUUAAAGUAUACCUUGAUAUUUGUAAAAUAUUUUA